UCCAGCACAUGGGAUGGUUGGGCGGGUCAUCAACGCGCACAGCUGCUCCGCCUUCAAGGCGUUGUGGAAGAAAGGAUCACAGUCGGGACACUACAUUAAAAGGCGAUAAACAGACAUCAAUGUAUGUAUUUUAGAAAGAAAAAUAAAAUGCGACCACGCCUACUAAGCUCAUAGGAUUUUAGGGCUGGGACUGUAUCAAUGCGCCGCGCCGUUGUGCGCUCUGGAGCAACGUAGCGCGUCAAAGAAUUCCGAUUUCUCGGCGACUUGUUUACACAGGAGCCAACCAAAGCCACGUUUUAAGCAAGCUUGGUUGGGACAGUAUGACUGUUUAGCAUUUAAGUCACUGCCCAUGCAAACAGUGAACAACCAGUGCAGGGAAGCAAGCUACAAAUCCAUCAGUAUUAGUGAAUUUCCUUGACAUCCUAGAAAAAAAAAAACUGUCCAUCGGUGAGAUUUUGAUAACCUGGAGUAUUGCCGUUGAUCGACAGGGCGAGCACGUGUGCAUGUAGCUAAUCGCUUUGUUGUAUGAUAUUUCACCGUGGAUGUGGACAUGAAAACUGUUGCAAACUAACCACAACUACGCCUGACCUUGGUUGCAAAUGGUACAGAUCGGCUCGGCAUCAUUUUUGAAAGUAGUCUUUAGUCCCACAUCUGUGUCACCGAGCUUCAGCCGAAAGUCUGCUGCGUCGACAUGGAGAGUCAGGAGGAGAGGGAGAACAGCCCUCCGAAGUCCGACAGGAGGUUCGCCCUGACUUACAUCGGCUGGUCCUCGCUCGACAGGCGGACCACCCUGCCCAUGCUGCCGUGGCUGGUGGCUGAGAUCCGCAGGAGAAGUGAGAAAGGAGACUGCGGCCCCAUGGUGCAGCCAAGAGAAGUUCAGCUGGUCCUCAACCCCCCCUUCGUCCGAUGUGUCCCUUCCAGCAGCAACAACUCUUCAGUCUUCAUAUUCGAGCACAAAGCACAGCUCAUCUCUCGCUUCAUACACAACAGCAAUGACCUCACCUAUUUUGCCUAUCUGCUGCGGGGCCAGCCUGACAACCCUGAGUCCGAGAUGUCCUGUCACGUCUUUAAGGCCUCCGACCCCAACCAGGUCCCUGAGGUGAUCAGCAGUAUUCGCCAAGUGUCCAAAUCAGCCCUAAAGGAAGAUGCCAAGCCCAAACAGGAAGCUGACGAGGCCUUCUACAACUCCCAGAAGUUUGAAGUGCUUUACUGUGGCAAGGUGACAGUUCUGCACAAAAAGGCUCCCGUCACCCUCAUCGAUGACUGCAUCGACAAGUUUCGUCUGCAUGAGGGUGAGCGCAAGCGCCUGAGGCUACUCAACGGUCAGCGAGGGUCCGCAGAGAGUACCCCUGUGGAGCUGUUAAUAGGGGAAGAAGGAGACCCUCUCUCCUCUGUUCUGACUGAGAGUAUAGAAGACCACGGAGGCCCUGGAGUGGAGGACAUGACCGGAGGUGGAGGUAAAGGCCUGUGUAACAGUGCCAGUCAGAGCAGCCUGCGAGGAGCGUUCCCCGAGUGCAUCCUGGAGGAUUCUGGGUUUGAGGAGCCCCAGGAGUUCCGUGCGCGCUGCAGCAGCCUGGCAGGGAGUCUGCACAAGAAGCCGGGGGAAGGCGUCAUCAUGGGUCCCACACGCCGCAGGCACUCGAGCGCACCAAACCACGUUCAGCCAUCUGAUUCAGACAAGAACCGUACUAUGCUCUUCCAGGUCGGCCGUUUUGAAGUAAAUCUCAUAAGUCCAGACAGCAAAACAGUGGUGCUGGAGAAGAACUUCAAAGAUAUCUCAUCCUGCUGUCAGGGUGUUAAGCAGUCUGACCAUUUUGGAUUCAUCUGUCGGGACCCAUCAGAGUCUGGUCCCAGUCAGUAUGUGUGCUACGUUUUCCAGUGUGCCAGUGAGUCCCUGGUAGAUGAAGUGAUGCUGACCCUGAAGCAGGCCUUCACUACAGCAGCCGCCUUACAGAGCAACAAGACCGAGAUCCAGUUGUGUGAAGCCUGCCCCAUGCAUGGCCUGCACAAGCUCUGCGAGCGGAUUGAAGGUCUCUACCCACCCCGAGCAAAGCUAGCUAUCCAAAAAUAUCUCUCCCAGCUGACUGACAAUGAGCAGGCUGAGAUCUUUGAGCGAGUUCAGAAAUUGAAGCCCGGGUCAGACCAAGAGGAGAAUGAGCUGGUGAUUCUCCAUCUGAGACAGCUCUGUGGAACCAAACAGAAGUCCCACCUCCACAUCAGAGAGGCACCACAGAAUUCAGCAAACAGCUCAUCCGCGGGAGACGGCACAGCCACCAGCAGUCGCUUUAAACUUGAUCUUCUUAAGAAUAAAGCACGCACCUCCCUUACCAGCUCCCUGGAGAACAUCUUUUCAAAGGGUGCCAGCCGGAUGCGGGGCCGCUUGGGAAGCAUGGGAAGCAUCGGCGGUUUUGAAAGACAAGAUGAGGAAUCUCCCGGUCACUCCCCUCCAGGUUCCCCUCCUGCUUUCCCUGACGACGACCCGGAAGACGGCCUGCAUUUCCGCCGGCGUGCCCACACUUUCAGCCAUCCACCUGUAAAGAAACGCAUCUCCUUCGAGGGCCAGCUGGCCAGCCAGAGCAAACAGGCUCCACUGCGCAGACAACAGUCUGUUAACCCAGAACUGCUGCAGGGCAGUCCCGUAGCUGUCUCGAGAAAACGCAGCGUUUCGGAGAGCGAGUCAACCUUCAGCCUCCCUUCCUCCUUCUCCACCCCUACUUUCCUGAAAAGCUUUUACCAGGGCUCACUGGGCUCCCUGAGCUCCCUGGCAGACAGUGGGAGCCUCAAGAGCAAUGGGGAAGGCAGGAAGAGGACCCUGUCGGGCUGCAGCAGUGACUCAGUGAGUCUCCCUCAGACCCCACGCAGGGUCUCCUGGAGACAGAAGAUCUUCCUGAGGGUCGCUUCACCUAUGAACAAGCCAUCUGCAUCGAUGCAGCAACAAGACCACUCUGAUGGCAGGGAGCUGUUGCCUCUCUCUCCCCGUGGCCUGGAUCCUUUCGGGCGUCUGCUUCCACCGGCAGGUGACCCCCUGUCUGGGGAGAGGCCUAAGAGGACGGGGGCUGACUACCGGGCCCUCUGGAAGACUGCCAUCCACCAGCAGAUCCUUCUUCUGCGCAUGGAAAAGGAGAACCAGAGACUGGAGGAAGCGAGCAGGGAUGAGCUGCACAUCCGCAAGAUAAAGCUGAACUACCAGGAAGUGGGCCAGUGCUCCAAAGAGGUGCAGGCAUUGUGGGAGAGAAAGCUGACAGCCCCGGGCAGGACAACAGUCCCACAGGACCAGGAGGAGAUGUAUCGUGCACUCUGCCAAGGUGUUUCCAAGAGCAGGCGUGGGGAGGUCUGGUUGCUCCUGUCCCAUCAGCACCGGCUGCGUCACAGGCUGCCCCAGCGUCAGCAAGCCCCGGACACCCCCUACCAUGACCUGCUCAAGCAGCUCACCGCGCAGCAGCAUUCAAUUCUGGUGGAUCUAGGCCGGACCUUCCCCACCCACCAGUACUUCUCAGCCCAGCUGGGCGCAGGGCAACUUUCCCUCUACAACCUCCUGAAAGCCUAUUCUCUGCUGGAUACAGAGGUUGGCUACUGCCAGGGUAUCAGCUUUGUGGCUGGGGUGCUGCUGCUGCACAUGAGCGAAGAACAGGCCUUUGACAUGCUGAAGUUCCUCAUGUAUGACCUCGGCGUCAGGCAGCAGUUCAGACCUGACAUGGUCUCUCUGCAGGUUCAGAUGUACCAGCUCUCCAGACUGUUACACGACUACCAUCGCGAGUUGUACAAUCACUUCGAGGAGCACGAGAUCUGCCCGAGCCUCUACGCAGCGCCGUGGUUCCUCACUCUCUUCGCCUCACAGUUCCCCCUCAACUUUGUGUCCCGCGUCUUUGAUUUUGUAUUUGUGCAAGGGACUGGGGCCAUCUUUAAAGUGGCCCUCUGUCUGCUGAGCAGCCAUGAGGGGGAGAUAGUGGAGUGUGACACCUUUGAGAGCAUUGUGGACUAUCUGAAAACUACACUUCCCGCCCUCACUCAGACGCAGAUGGAGCAGACCAUUGCAAAGGUAAUGGAGAUGGACAUCUCCAAGCAGCUGCAUGCGUACGAGGUGGAGUACCAUGUCCUGCAGGAUGAGAUGUUGGAUGCCGGGCCGCUGCCUGAUGACUCCGACCGGCUCGACAAACUUGAAAAGACCAAUGUGCAGUUAAAGAAACAGAACAUGGACCUGCUGGAAAAACUUCAGGCUGCACGGCAGAAGAUUCAGACACUGGAGACGAGUGUAGAAAGCUUCCUUUCUCGGGAGAGCAAAAUGAAGCACAUGAUUCGCUCUCUGGAGCAGGAGAGGGCAGCUUACCAGAAGACCAUUGAACGCAUGCGCUCAUGCCUUCCCCCUGACGCCCUGACAGAUGUGGAGAUGACCCAGAUCAAAACAGGACCCAACGGGAAAGCCAAAACUGCAGCCAAGAAGCCCUGAUGGCAACCAGGGGGCUGGCUGCUCUGGACAGAUGCACAGGCAGAGACUGAAGUGAACAAAUGGUGCCUGCUUUAGUCGAAGGCUGCUGAGCUCCACAGCUAUUGUUGUACUGCUGCACAAGAGUAGCAGGGUUUUGUAAAUGUGUGACGUGGACUUAAGAUGUGCAGACUGCAUGGGAAUCUACAUGGUAUUCGUCAGCUUAUAUCCGAGCAGUGGGAGGAUGGUUUCAGUUAUAUUAGCAAACCAACUGUUCUAUCAGUGCAUCAAAGCUGCUGUUCUGUCUGAUCUGCUUCACUGCCAGUUUGAAGGUGAAAUCAAGAUGCACUUCCUUAUUCAGAUCUUUUUUGUAAUCACGGGGGAAUUUUCUAGAUUGACACGAGAGAAAUACGUCUGCCUCUGCUAAUCUUUUUUGAGCACUGCCUUGAUGUAGUUACUAUCAAUCUCUGUAGCACCACAAAAGCAUUCAACAGAAGUUGCCUGUUAGCAAACAAUCCUUUGGACUUCAGGUUCAACUUAUAGCCAUUACCAGUGUGCAUGAUCCAGGAGUUGAUGCCCCAUUGUUUUUGUUGUUUUUGAACUUGUGUCUGUGAUGGAAACUCUGCCUCAGAGUAAUCACAUUGCUUUGUCAUUUCCUUGUAUUCACUUGAAAUGUGUGAAUGCAAUGUCUCUCCAAAGAUCAUUGUGAUAACAUUCUGUUUUUCACAGCAGAGACAUCUGACUGCCUGUCUGCCAUAUUAGGCUUUAAAUUUCGGCAGACAUAUAUGGUAUCUUGUUGCUCAUCCCCCUGCACCGCACCACUGCCUUCACGUGAGAGGUCUCUAAAAUGUGCACUUGCUGCUUUUUAAGGAGGAAGUGUUUCUUCCAAAGCUCAGGCAGGAUGUGAGGUCGUCUGCCUUCUCAGUUUCCUGUGUGACUGACCGCGGUGUUGCCUCGUUUAAGCAACACGUUCAGACACUGAGGCAGAGUUUAAGAACCCCAGGAGGCGCCGAAAAGAAGGGUGAUCUGAAUGUACACCACAUGCUUCUGUUCCAAAAGUUUGUAUGACAUUUUUGUUUUUGUCAGCCAGAGGUUUGACAAAAGUAGCAACACCCUCUCUUCCUGUAUUUCUGGAAGGUGGGUCUACAAGCAGCUAGUGUUGUUUGGCUAAGGAAUUCAAGACAACACAUGUUUAGGUGAGUAGAGAGACCGCAAAGAAAAUAAGAAGAACCUAAUCAGUUUCCUUUUGAGUGGGGGGAGUCUCCCCUGAUGCUGGGUAAUAUGUACAGUAUAUGUGUACACACACACACACACACACACACA
Perca flavescens (yellow perch) is the source of this 5746-nucleotide messenger RNA. RefSeq names its product TBC1 domain family, member 4 (gene tbc1d4). The coding region runs from base 692 to 4447 and encodes 1251 amino acids. The record is from RefSeq and is a predicted model, not a curated record. Lineage: Eukaryota; Metazoa; Chordata; Actinopteri; Perciformes; Percidae. The transcript has 24 exons.